AUGUCUUCCUCCAAUCCCGACCAGCGUUUGGAUCACCUCCUCAGCGCCGUGGAGAGCGAGUUUCAAAAGGGCAGCGAGAAAGGGGACGCCUCGGAGCGGGAUAUUAAACUGACACUGGAGGACGCCGAGUUGUGGACCAAGUUCAAAGAACUGACCAACGAAAUGAUCGUCACCAAAACCGGAAGGAGGAUGUUUCCGGUGCUGAGAACAAGCGUCACCGGGCUGGACCCCAACGCCAUGUACUCGGUGCUGCUGGAUUUCGUGGCGGCGGACAACAACCGGUGGAAGUACGUGAACGGGGAGUGGGUCCCCGGCGGCAAACCGGAGCCGCAGAGCCCCAGCUGCGUGUACAUCCACCCGGACUCGCCCAACUUCGGCGCCCACUGGAUGAAGGCGCCGGUCUCCUUCAGCAAAGUCAAGCUGUCCAACAAGCUGAACGGGGGCGGACAGAUCAUGUUGAACUCUUUGCACAAAUACGAGCCGAGGAUACACAUCGUGAAAGUCGGAGGGAUACAAAAAAUGAUCAGCAGCCAAUCGUUCCCCGAGACACAGUUUAUCGCCGUUACGGCUUACCAGAAUGAAGAGAUCACCGCUCUGAAGAUCAAGCACAAUCCCUUCGCUAAAGCUUUCCUGGAUGCGAAGGAGAGGAGUGACCAUAAGGACGUCCCCGAUCACAGCGUGGACAGCCAGCAGUCUGGGUACUCCCAACUUGGGGGUUGGUUCCUCCCGGGCCAAAGUCCUAUCUGCCCCAGCAGCAGCCCUCCUCAGUUCAGCGGGACAGCAGGCCAUUCCUCCGGGUCCUACUGUGAGCGUUACUCCAGCUUGAGGAGCCACCGGACUGCCCCGUACCCUAGCCACUACCCCCACCGCAGCCCCAGCACAAACAACUACAUGGACAACACCUCAGGGAGCCUGCCUACUCAUGACAGCUGGUCGGCUCUUCAGAUCCCCAAUUCCACAGGCAUGGGCACGCUGUCCCACACCACCAACUCCACAUCCAACUCCAGCCAGUAUCCCAGCCUAUGGUCGGUAGCUGGGACAACUCUCACUCCCUCUGGCUCAGCCUCGGGCUCCAUCGCAGGGGGUCUGACCUCCCAGUUCCUGAGAGGCUCCUCCUACACAGGCCUGACCUCCUCACUGCCUGUCUCAUCGCCUUCCUCCAUGUAUGACCCCAGCCUGACCGAGGUGGGUGUCGGGGAAGCCCAGUUUGAAAGCUCCAUUGCUCGGCUGACAGCAUCCUGGGCUCCCGUGGCUCAGAGCUACUGA
Messenger RNA from Lampris incognitus (smalleye Pacific opah), 1266 nucleotides. RefSeq names its product T-box transcription factor Ta (gene tbxta). Gene Ontology annotation, biological process: cell fate specification; heart morphogenesis; mesoderm formation. The transcript has 8 exons. Gene Ontology annotation, molecular function: DNA-binding transcription factor activity, RNA polymerase II-specific; RNA polymerase II cis-regulatory region sequence-specific DNA binding. The record is from RefSeq and is a predicted model, not a curated record. Gene Ontology annotation, cellular component: nucleus. NCBI's taxonomy places the organism in Eukaryota, Metazoa, Chordata, Actinopteri, Lampriformes, Lampridae. The coding region runs from base 1 to 1266 and encodes 421 amino acids.